AUGGAUUCUAAUGGUGGUGUAACGGUGGUUGAUAGCAAAUCAUGCAGGCAGUUGUACUUGAGAACCGCCUACACGUUUUCGAGGCCGGAUGAGAAAAAAGAGAGUUAUGGGAAUAUUGAGAAGGCUAAGAAGUGCUUAAGCAGGGUUAAAGACAGAGUUACUCUGGUUUAUAAAAGAGAUUAUAAUGACAAAAGUUACAAGGUUAUGAUUAGAAAUAAUAAGGGUAGUAGUAUGGUGAUAUAUAGAAAGGUAAAGGAAUUUUCUUAUGCUUCUUUCUUGCCUAUGAUCCGUAGGAUGCUUUCUUGUACUGCAAAAGUUGAUGUUUCUGAGCAUUAA
Molecule: messenger RNA, 336 nt
Organism: Chenopodium quinoa (quinoa)
Lineage: Eukaryota; Viridiplantae; Streptophyta; Magnoliopsida; Caryophyllales; Amaranthaceae
Exons: 1
Coding region: 1-336 (111 amino acids)
Source: RefSeq, a predicted model, not a curated record